Messenger RNA from Brienomyrus brachyistius, 1147 nucleotides. RefSeq lists its product as uncharacterized. Lineage: Eukaryota; Metazoa; Chordata; Actinopteri; Osteoglossiformes; Mormyridae. The transcript has 2 exons. The coding region runs from base 97 to 1026 and encodes 309 amino acids. The record is from RefSeq and is a predicted model, not a curated record.
UCUCUGUAACUACUCCCUGAGUUUACUAAUCAGAUAACCUUCAUUUCUCAGACUGCUACAUAAACUUCCUCAACCUGCUACUCGGACUCCCUUAGUAUGUUACAGAGACCCCAUGUUACUCAGACUCCCUCAGUCUGUUACACAGACCCCAUGUUACUCAGACUCCCUCAGUCUUUUACACAGACCCCCUGUUACUCAGACUCCCUCAGUCUGUUACACAGACCCCAUGUUACUCAGACUCCCUCAGGUUGGUACACAGACUCCAUGUUACUCAGACUCCCUCAGUCUGUUACACAGACUCCAUGUUACUCAGACUCCCUCAGUCUGUUACACAGACCCCAUGUUACUCAGACUCCCUCAGGUUGGUACACAGACUCCAUGUUACUCAGACUCCCUCAGUCUGUUACACAGACUCCAUGUUACUCAGACUCCCUCAGUCUGUUACACAGACUCCAUGUUACUCAGACUCCCUCAGUCUGUUACACAGACCCCAUGUUACUCAGACUCCCUCAGUCUGUUACACAGACCCCAUGUUACUCAGACUCCCUCAGUCUUUUACACAGACCCCCUGUUACUCAGACUCCCUCAGUCUGUUACACAGACCCCAUGUUACUCAGACUCCCUCAGGUUGGUACACAGACUCCAUGUUACUCAGACUCCCUCAGUCUGUUACACAGACCCCAUGUUACUCAGACUCCCUCAGUCUGUUACACAGACCCCAUGUUACUCAGACUCCCUCAGUCUGUUACACAGACCCCAUGUUACUCAGACUCCCUCAGUCUGUUACACAGACCCCAUGUUACUCAGACUCCCUCAGUCUGUUACACAGACCCCAUGUUACUCAGACUCCCUCAGGUUGGUACACAGACCCCAUGUUACUCAGACUCCCUCAGUCUGUUACACAGACCCCAUGUUACUCAGACUCCCUCAGUCUGUUACACAGACCCCAUGUUACUCAGACUCCCUCAGUCUGUUACACAGACCCCAUGUUACUCAGACUCCCUCAGGCUGAUACUCCAUGCGUAAUGCUUUAUUUCCCCCCAUUCUAUCUCACUCUUUUGCUCUCCUCCCUCCCUACAGGUGAGUUGUCACUGAGCAUGAUUGACAAGGUGCAGGGUACACAGGCCCAGCUGUGGAAAUUCAUAGG